This is a messenger RNA of Cornus florida, 990 nucleotides long. Its product is annotated as peroxidase 5-like. Gene Ontology annotation, molecular function: heme binding; peroxidase activity. The transcript is spliced from 4 exons. Gene Ontology annotation, cellular component: plasmodesma; plant-type cell wall. The record is from RefSeq and is a predicted model, not a curated record. Lineage: Eukaryota; Viridiplantae; Streptophyta; Magnoliopsida; Cornales; Cornaceae. Gene Ontology annotation, biological process: response to oxidative stress; hydrogen peroxide catabolic process. The coding region runs from base 1 to 990 and encodes 329 amino acids.
AUGAGUUCGAAGAAGAUAACUUGUGUCUCGAUAUGUUUGAUUUUGGUGUUUUGUCAAUGUGUUGUUCAGUUGGAAGCUCAGCUUCAAGUGGGGUUUUAUACAAUUUCAUGUGGCAUGGCAGAGUUCAUUGUCAAAGAGGAGGUUAGAAAAGCCUUCUUGAGUGAUAAGGGUUUGGUUGCUGGCCUUCUCAGAAUGCACUUUCAUGACUGUUUUGUUAGGGGUUGUGAUGCUUCGGUGCUUAUCGAUUCCACUCCAUCAAACACCGCAGAGAAGGAUACUCUGGCCAACAAUCCUAGUCUUCGGGGGUUUGAAGUGAUUGACAAGGCAAAGGCCAGACUUGAAGCUGCAUGCAAAGGUGUGGUCUCAUGUGCUGAUAUUGUCGCAUUUGCUGCAAGAGACAGUGUGGAAAUAACAGGAGGACUUGGCUAUGAUGUUCCAGCUGGAAGAAGAGAUGGCAUAGUUUCAUUAGCUUCAGAGGCAUCUGCAAACUUACCUCCUCCGACGUUUAACAUCAACCAACUCACUCAAAACUUCGCGAAAAAGGGAUUGACACAAGAAGAAAUGGUUACACUUUCUGGUGCACAUACCAUCGGUCGUUCUCACUGCACUUCGUUCAGUAACAGACUAUACGGUUUCAAUACAACAAUGAGCCAGGACCCGAGUCUGGACUCCAUGUAUGCAGCACGGUUGAAGCAGCAGUGCCCACAAGGCAGCACAGACCCUAACUCGGUGGUACCAAUGGACCCAAGCAGUCCAAGCAUUACUGAUGUAAGCUACUACAGGGAUGUCCUAGCAAACAGAGGCUUGUUCACCUCAGACCAGACUCUCUUGACAAACCCGAUAACGGCGAACCAAGUGGAUCAAGACGCUAGGAAUCCUAUGCUCUGGGGAAGCAGGUUUGCUGCUGCAAUGGUGAAGAUGGGUCAGAUUAGUGUUUUGACGGGUAAUGCCGGAGAGAUUCGAGCAAAUUGUAGGUUGGUCAACAGCUAA